Molecule: messenger RNA, 677 nt
Organism: Fukomys damarensis (Damara mole-rat)
Lineage: Eukaryota; Metazoa; Chordata; Mammalia; Rodentia; Bathyergidae
Exons: 3
Coding region: 1-672 (223 amino acids)
Source: RefSeq, a predicted model, not a curated record
AUGGGAGGAGAGGAGUGGGCAAAAUACUCCACCUCCCACCAGGCAAAAGAAAUACAGACUUUACCUCCAAGCGGGAGGAAGGCCCGGGCGAGCCCACCGGGAGGCCCAGCACUGCCAGGGAGGGAGCCGGGAAAGGACUGGAGAGGGUCGGGGUUGCUGGUGCUGUCCCUGGAAAGGAUUUACCCAACGCAGCAAUUCAUCAAGCGCUUAAAUAUUGCAAAGGAAGAAUCUUUAAAGGGCGUGAAAUCGGCAGGGUGUGAGCAGAGGGGCCCGGGCACCUCCCUUGUGCUGGGGUUUCCCAUGCGUGUGGAGCGGCGCUCGUGCGUGUUAUUAACCUUCAGACAUGAUCAAUCAGGACUCCAGAGGAGUCCAGGCACCUGCAAAGGAGCCCCGCCGCUCUGCCGAAGAGCUGCCCCCGCGAGCAGCGGCCUCGUGAUUCCCCCGCGGAGCGUCCCCGCCUCCCUACUCCGCCCCCCUCCCCUGGAGCCGGGAGCAGCCUCUCCGGAUCUGGCUCCUCUCCUCCAGGCGCUCGCGUGCCGGACGGGGGUGGCGAGAGCGAGGAAGCAGCUGGAGGUGACGCCGGGCGGAUACGCCUGUGGCAGAGCGGAGCGGAGCCGGGCGGAUCGCAGGACGCUGCGCAGACCAGCGGAGAGAGCGUCCGGCUCGCGAUAGCUAAA